Glossina fuscipes is the source of this 2688-nucleotide messenger RNA. RefSeq names its product cullin-2 (gene Cul2). Lineage: Eukaryota; Metazoa; Arthropoda; Insecta; Diptera; Glossinidae. Gene Ontology annotation, cellular component: SCF ubiquitin ligase complex; Cul2-RING ubiquitin ligase complex. Bases 62 to 2326 code for a protein of 754 amino acids. Gene Ontology annotation, biological process: protein ubiquitination; SCF-dependent proteasomal ubiquitin-dependent protein catabolic process. The transcript is spliced from 9 exons. The record is from RefSeq and is a predicted model, not a curated record. Gene Ontology annotation, molecular function: ubiquitin protein ligase binding.
UUAUUAUUAUAACUUAUCAAGUAAGGAGAAAAAUACAAAAUUGAACAAGGAAUAACAAAGUAUGUCGUUAAAACCGAAAAAAGUAAAUUUUAAUGAGAUUUGGUCUGAUUUGCGAAAUACUGCAGAGGCUGUUAUUAAAUUGGAUAAAGUGGAGAAAAAUGUGUGGAACUCAAGUUUUAGCAAUGUUUACAAUUUAUGCGUGGCUCAUCCGGAGCCGUUCGCGGACUUGCUUUACGAAGAGACAAAGCAAUUUUUGAAACAACAUGUAGAAACUAUGCUGCACACGCGAGUGAAUCCGCCAGGAAUAAAUUCGAAUGAUGGGGAACAGCCGGACCUGCUGAAACGUUACUAUGAUGCUUGGUCUGAAUACAGUAAAGGCAUUAACUAUUUGCACAAUCUUUACUCCUACCUCAACCAGCAGCAUAUCAAAAAACAAAAAAUAUCUGAUGCCGACGUUGUUUACGGUAAUUUAACAACCGAAACUUAUGAGCAAAUGGAAAUCGGGGAGCUAGGGCUUGACAUUUGGCGUACGAGAAUGAUUGAAUCGUUAAGUUUCGAUUUGGUAAAAUAUAUUUUGGAGGGCAUUAAAGCGGAUCGUAUGGGUCAUCCAGGACUAGACGAAGAACGCGUUCGAAUCAUCAGCGGAGUGAUGCAUAGUUUUGUGGAGGUGCAGGCUUAUAAUAAGACUGGUUCACUCAAAAUCUAUCAAUGGCUGUUCGAAUGCCCUUUACUUUUGGCGAGCGGGGAAUAUUAUGCCACCGAAGCCACAGCUCUUUUACAGCGAUGCACUGUCAGUGAAUAUAUGGAAAAAGUCAUCAAAAUCUUAGAUGAUGAGAACAGGAGGGCUCAAAAAUUUUUACACUCCAGUUCGAUACCGAAACUUUUGAAACAAUGUGAAGAAAAAUUUAUCAAUGAAAGAUUAGAUUUCUUAUAUUCGGAAUGUAAGCAAAUGGUUGCUCAGGAGAAUCGGAAAGACCUUCGCAAUAUGUACAUAAUACUCAAACCCAUACCCGAUCAUUUGAAAAUCAUGCUAAUACAGACCUUUUUGGACCAUAUUAAAAACGAAGGUCUCGAAACUAUAUCUACACUCAAGGGUGAAAGUAUUCAUAUACAAUUUGUCGAAGACAUGCUUAAAGUUCAUAAGAAGUACACCCAGCUGAUCGCAGAGGUAUUUGAAAGCGAUCCGUUGUUUUUGAGUGCUCUGGAUAAAGCAUGCGCCAGCGUUAUUAACAGAAGACCUAGUGACAAACAACCCUGCCGAAGUGCCGAAUAUGUGGCCAAGUACUGUGAUACUCUGCUCAAAAAAUCAAAGACCUCCGAAUCCGAAAUCGAUCAAAAGCUCACUAAUAAUAUAACAAUUUUCAAAUACAUCGAAGAUAAGGAUGUCUAUCAAAAAUUCUAUAGUCGAUUAUUAGCCAAACGCCUGAUCCAUGAGCAAUCGCAGAGUAUGGAUGCUGAAGAGGCCAUGAUCAAUCGUUUAAAGCAAGCAUGUGGUUACGAAUUUACAAACAAGUUACAUCGCAUGUUCACCGAUAUUUCUUUGUCUGCCGAUUUAAAUAAUAAGUUCAAUAAUUAUUUGAAACAAGAAAAUAUAGAUUUAGGCAUAAAUUUAUCCAUCAAAGUUUUACAAGCUGGAGCUUGGCCGUUGGGACCCACUCAGACUGUUAUAACAUUUGCAGUGCCUCAAGAGUUCGAAAAGGCUAUUCGUAUGUUUGAGACUUUCUACCAUAAUUCGUUUAGCGGUCGCAAAUUAACAUGGUUGCACCAUAUGUGUCACGGCGAAUUGAAAUUAGGUUAUCUAAAGAAAACCUAUAUUGUGACAAUGCAAACAUAUCAGAUGGCGAUGCUGCUGCUCUUCGAACUAUCUGAUUCUAUGACCUGUAAAGAUAUUCAAACUACUCUGCAAUUAAAUACAGAGACAUUUCAAAAACAUAUGCAAUCACUUUUGGAAUCGAAACUUUUAAUAGCGGGCAGUGAGAAUUUGGAGGAUAAUACAAAAAUCGUAUUAAAUUUGGAUUACUCUAAUAAAAGAACUAAAUUCAAAAUAACGUCAGCUUUGCAGAAAGAAACCCCUCAAGAGGUUGAACACACAAUCAACGCCGUAGAUGAAGAUCGCAAACUUUAUUUACAGGCCGCUAUCGUCCGUAUCAUGAAAUUGCGUAAGGUCCUUAAACACAAUGCAUUAAUACAAGAGAUACUAUCACAAACGAAUGUCAGCUUUACGCCUAGCAUAACAAUUAUCAAAAAAUGCAUCGAGUCGUUAAUUGAUAAACAGUACAUAGAACGUACACCGAAUUCGGGUGAUGAGUACAGUUACGUGGCUUAAAGCGGGAAAAUAUUUCAUACCUAAGAAGAAUUUUCUUACAAAUACACGAAACACACAAGAGCGUAUACCUUAAACUAAUAACUCAAGAAAUAAGAAACAUGCAAACAGCAAUAAUAGCAACAGCGCCUGUCUCUGCAAAUAUAUAUUCAUAAAAUUGAACUCAAAAUUUUCUCAUUUGUUAUCGUCUUCGUAUGUGUCUGCGAAACAUAUUUUUAUUUUUGUCUCUACUUUAUGUUUUACUAUAAAUUUUUCAGUUAUAAGUAUAUAAUUUUAAUUUAGGUGAAUUUGUCAAUAGCUAUUUCACGAUCCCGCAACAAACAUACAUACAUACACUGACACACACAUGCGACAAAAAUACAAUG